AUGGACAGCGACAGCAGCAACGACAAAUAUGAGGGCCCCAGCGACCCGGGGCGUCGCCGCAGCAGCAGCAGCAGCAGCAGCGACAGCGACAGCAGCAGCAGCAGCAGCCGCAGUAGUAGCAGCAGCAGCAGGAGAAAACAGCAGAACCAAACGGACAGCAGCAGCCCUGCAGGUGCUGGCAGCCACAGAGGCAGCCGCAGCAGAAGCCGCAGCAGCAGCAGCAGCCGCCGCAGCAGCAGCAGCAGCAGCAGCAGCAGCAGCGGCAACUCCGAAACAGAUGAAGACUUCUUGCGAAAGGAUCAUUCGGAGGUGUCUGACAUUGAGGAGUUCCUGUGGGGCCGCCCAAGCACUGCAGCAGCAGGAGCAGCAGCAGAUGCAGCAGCAGCAGAAGACAACGAUUUACUCGAUGAUGCAGACUACUUGAAGGGAAAUGCUGCUGCUCCUGCAGCAGCAGCAGGUGGGGAAGCAGCAGCAGCAGCAGCAGCAGGCGAUGAGGACUACGGCACGAAGACCUCUGCAGCCGCAGCAAGUGCAGCAGCAGCAGCACGAACUGUGCUGCUGCAGCAGAGCAGCAAAGCAGCAGCACUAUUUGAUGAAGAAGCUCCUCCUUUCUUGCGCGCUGUGCUGCUGCAUGAUGCAGCAGCAAGAAUGCGGAAGCAGCAGCUGUUGCUAGCAGCUUUGAACGACCUUACCCACGCAGAAGUGAGGCACGACGCAGCAGCAGCAGCAGCAGCUGCUGCUGCAGCAGCAGCAGCAGGCAAUGCUGCUGCAGCAGCAGACCCCUCCCAGCCCCCGCAGCCCCUCCGCCCAGGGCGGCGCAGCAACGGCGCCGAGCCGCUUUUCAGUGACCCUGCACAGCAGCAGCAGCAGCAGGAGCAGCAGCAACAGCAGCAGCAACAGCAACAGCUGCUGCAGCAGCAGCAGCAAAAAGCAGCACUCAAAGCCCAAAAUCCUAAACUGGCCAAAAUCAUGCAGAGUGUCUUUGGCAAGAGCAAGCCGGUGGGCCGUUUUGGGGUAUACGGACAGCAGCAAGGCUCCAGAGCAGCAGCAGCAACAGCAGCAGCAACAGCAGCAACAGGUGCAGCAAAUAGGGCAGCAGCAACAGCACCUGCGCAGCAGCCAGUCUUUGUCACUCCACCAGCUAGCAGCAGCAGUGAGUCGUCCUCCCAAAGGGAGGCCGAACAAGGGGCUGAAGCAGCAGCAGCAGCAGCAGCAGCAGCUGCUGCUGCUGCUGCUGCUUCAGCCCCUUGUUCGGCCUCCCUUUGGGAGGACGACUCACUGCUGCUGCUAGCUGGUGGAGUGACAAAGACUGGCUGCUGCGCAGCAGCUCCUCCUCCUCCUCCUGCUGCUGCUGCUGCUGCUGCGCCGAAGCACGUGACCACAGUCGUGCUCAACAUUUCUCCUGCUGCAGUGCGCAGCCUGAGAGAUGCAAAUUUGCUGCUGAAGAGAGAAGGCUGCAGCAGCGACAGCAGCAAGCAGCAGCAGCAGCUCUACGAAAUAGAAGAUGGCCACCUCACCUACCAGCACCCGCGCUUCUGUGUCUUUGCGAUUUUCGUGAGGCAGCAGCAGCAGCAGCAGCAGCAGCAAGAGUAG
Eimeria tenella is the source of this 1593-nucleotide messenger RNA. RefSeq lists its product as uncharacterized. The coding region runs from base 1 to 1593 and encodes 530 amino acids. The record is from RefSeq and is a predicted model, not a curated record. Lineage: Eukaryota; Apicomplexa; Conoidasida; Eucoccidiorida; Eimeriidae. The transcript is spliced from 3 exons.